GUAGUAUGGUUGUGCAUGUUCCAUUUCGCCGGUGGUUGCAUGUGAGGCAUCGGAAUGCUGAAAUUCCACAUGGAGGGUUUUAUUGCCUUCUCCCCAUUCAAGGCCAAAGGGUGAUUGCUGCUGUCGCAACGUAUCCAUCUCCUGGGCACCUCAAGUAUAAAGCAUUUAGUCUUUUUGUGCGCGAGUACAGGGACAUAUUGGGUUUGGAUGAGAAUUUGGAAGGACUGUACGAGAUGAUUUAGUCAAAUGGUUGGAUGCUCUUGUGCAUAAUUCCUUCAUGCGAUAUAGCACUCCAGGUGUUGGACGAUGCUGGUAUAUUAAGCAUAUGUCCCAGCUUCACGUGUUUGCGCCAACUAUGCUAUUGCCCGACGGUUUACGCUCUUCUUUCGAAGGCAUCAGUAGGACUAUUUGGAUCUUGAUAAAACGCGAAUGUAAGGUUUGGCCUAUUCAAGUUGUGAAUGCUGUCAUGCAAAAGGGUUGGCAUGAGUUUCAUACAACUCAUGCUCUCACAACUAACUACAAGCUAAUUUUAGCGUGUGAGCGGAGGUGGAUUUUUAAUGCAAUAAUUCUUGAUCAAAAUGAUGUGGAAGUUUCAUAUGAUUGGACAAUGUUACUCAAUGAACAUUGGCGAACAUUCCAUGCUUUUGAAGGUAAUUUUAUAACCGCUUGUCUGCCAUCAACAAUCCAACAUAAUUUGCCACUUAUGAAGUCUGGCUAUUGGUGCAACCCACACACAAAUUAUCUGCGGGAAUUCCAAACUAGGCUUCAGCCUGUGCUUGAAGACCUGAAUUUACAGCUUAUUUCAGUUCAAAUGGGCAAUAGAACUUGGUCCAUAUCUGUUGAUAAUGCACAACUGAAUGCUGCUAUGUUUAACAUAGUCUUGGAUGCUUUGCAGCUUCAGCUUUAUGAUUAUGUGCUAAUCAUUAUGUUACCAAACCUCGACGUUAGAGAGUUGUCAUUCUGGAUUCUCCAAAUAAUAGAGAAAGGAUCUAUGACUGGUUUUAGUUUGGAAUUUACAUCUCCUGCUCUUGGAAUAUCAUGGCAGAAGCAAUGAAGAAUCCUUAGAUGACUAUGUUUCUUUUGACAAGUGUAG
Rhododendron vialii is the source of this 1093-nucleotide messenger RNA. RefSeq lists its product as uncharacterized. Bases 278 to 1054 code for a protein of 258 amino acids. Lineage: Eukaryota; Viridiplantae; Streptophyta; Magnoliopsida; Ericales; Ericaceae. The transcript has 5 exons. The record is from RefSeq and is a predicted model, not a curated record.